Durio zibethinus is the source of this 4428-nucleotide messenger RNA. Lineage: Eukaryota; Viridiplantae; Streptophyta; Magnoliopsida; Malvales; Malvaceae. The record is from RefSeq and is a predicted model, not a curated record.
AUGGAACCCAAAUGGUUGUUGUUGAGUGUGUUGUUGUUGUUGUUAGAAGGAUGCAGAUGGUAUAGUACUGAUGCCUGUUGGGAGGAAGAGAGGAUUACUCUCUUGCAACUCAAACCUUUCUUCAAUCCUCACAACGAUCUGAACAGCUGGGUUGAUGAGAUCAAGGGUUCAGAUUGCUGUCAAUGGGAUAGGGUCGAGUGCAACACCUCCUCCUCCUUCUCCUCCAAGCGAGUCAUAGGACUCUCUCUUAAUAAUACAAGAUGGUUCGACGACGAAAGAUGGUAUCUUAAUGCCUCCUUGUUUCUUCCUUUCAAGGAACUGAAGCAUCUUUAUUUGACAGGGAAUAACAUCGCUGGUUUUGUUGAAAGUGAAGGAUUGAAUAAUUUGACAAAUUUGAAGAACUUGGAUUUAAGCAGCAAUAGAAUUGAAAGCUUUCAACCAUCAAAGCAAGGAAAGGAGAUGCAACUAAGGAUGACCAAUUUGGAGGUUCUUGAUUUAAGUAGUAAUCUCUUCAAGAACGACACUUUUGCAUUCCUUUCUGGCCUUCCAAGUCUAAAGUCCCUGAAUAUGGGGGACAACCAAUUGCAAGGUUCAAUAGAUAUUGAAGGAUUGAAUAAUUUGACAAAUUUGAAGAACUUGGAUUUAAGCAGCAAUAGAAUUGAAAGCUUUCAACCAUCAAAGCAAGGAAAGGAGAUGCAACUAAGGAUGACCAAUUUGGAGGUUCUUGAUUUAAGUAGUAAUCUUUUCAAGAACGACACUUUUGCAUUCCUUUCUGGCCUUCCAAGUCUAAAGUCCCUGAAUAUGGGGGACAACCAAUUGAAAGGCUCAAUAGAUAUUGAAGGAUUGAAUAAUUUGACAAAUUUGAAGAACUUGGAUUUAAGCAGCAAUAGAAUUGAAAGCUUUCAACCAUCAAAGCAAGGAAAGGAGAUGCAACUAAGGAUGACUAAUUUGGAGGUUCUUGAUUUAAGUAGUAAUCUCUUCAAGAACGACACUUUUGCAUUCCUUUCUGGCCUUCCAAGUCUAAAGUCCCUGAAUAUGGGGGACAACCAAUUGAAAGGCUCAAUAGAUAUUGAAGGAUUGAAUAAUUUGACAAAUUUGAAGAACUUGGAUUUAAGCAGCAAUAGAAUUGAAAGCUUUCAACCAUCAAAGCAAGGAAAGGAGAUGCAACUAAGGAUGACUAAUUUGGAGGUUCUUGAUUUAAGUAGUAAUCUCUUCAAGAACGACACUUUUGCAUUCCUUUCUGGCCUUCCAAGUCUAAAGUCCCUGAGUAUGAGGGACAACCAAUUGCAAGGCUCAAUAGAUAUUGACGGAUUGAAUAAUUUGACAAAUUUGAAGAACUUGGAUUUAAGCAGCAAUAGAAUUGAAAGCUUUCAACCAUCAAAGCAAGGAAAGGAGAUGCAACUAAGGAUGACCAAUUUGGAGGUUCUUGAUUUAAGUAGUAAUCUCUUCAAGAACGAUACUUUUGCAUUCCUUUCUGGCCUUCCAAGUCUAAAGUCCCUGAAUAUGGGGGACAACCAAUUGCAAGGCUCAAUAGAUAUUGAAGAUAGUGGGAGACAGCUGAACUUAACCCAUUUAGAAGAAUUUGAUUUGAGUGGUAAUCUCAUUAAGGACAGCAUAUUUGCAUUACUUAGCGGGCUUUCAAAUUUGAAGUAUUUGGAUAUAAGCUCCAAUCAGUUAAAUGGAUCAAUAGAUAUGAAAGACUUGGGUGCUUUUAUCAACUUAGAGGAACUAGAUAUGAGCUCUAAUGAUCUGAAUGAAUUUGUGGCCUGUAAAGAGUAUAAGAGUUUGAAAAAGUUAGAAGUCCUUUGCCUAAAUGGGGUUUUCACCAAUGGAAGCAUUCCAUUAUUACUCAAAUUAGUAGAGGCAUUCCCAUCAGUUAAGAGCUUCUAUCUACGAGAGAAUUGCUUAAACAAGACUAUGGUUACUCAAGAUCAAGAAUUGCAUGUAUGGAACAAUGUGGAGAAAAUAUUUUUGGACAAGUCCUAUCUGGACAACAACGUUUUGCAAAGCAUUGGAGUAUUCACUUCUCUCAAAACUUUGUCUUUACAUAACUGUGGACUUAUUGGUUCCUUACCUAAUCAAGGUUGGUGUGAUCUAAGGAAGCUUGAAACGUUGGAUAUCAGUUGGAAUGCACUUGAGGGGAUACUUCCUUACUGUUUGGGUAAUUUGACAUCUCUUAUUGAGUUAGAUAUCUCCUACAAUCAAUUUACUGGAAGUUUGACGCCUUUAGCAAAUCUUUCAUCACUUAGAUUCAUCUCCUUUUCAACAAAUCACUUUCAAAUUUCAAUGCCAUUCUUGUCACUUGCAAACCUUCCAAAUCUCAAGAUUCUCUUGGGUGAUGAAAACAAGAUGAUAAUGGAACCUAAUCCCUUUCAUGCUUCAAUUCCGAAGUUCCAACUAAAUAUCAUCAGUUUGUCAAACUGUACAACAGAUAAAGGACUUAGUCUACAACCUCCUAAUUUCCUUUAUUACCAAUAUGACUUGAUAUAUGUUGAUCUUUCCCAUAACAAUUUUAGUGGAACAGUCCCAUUAUGGUUGUCAGAAAACAACAAAAAAUUAGGAAAUCUCCUCUUGUUGGGUAAUUCUUUCACUGGUCUUCUCUUGUUAUCACAGUUUCUUAAUCCUCAUAUGUCUUUAAUUGACAUAUCUAAUAACAAAUUACAAGGUCAAAUUCCAACAAAUAUAUGUUCAACUUUUCCAAAUUUGGAAUUCUUAUUCUUAUCUAAGAAUGCCAUUAAAGGUAAUAUCCCUCCUUGCUUAGGUGGCAUGAACACUUUAUCAGUUUUAGACCUAUCGGACAAUCAUUUGUCUGGAAGAGUACCAGAAGAGUUGAUCAUGAGAAGCUCAUUAGGUAUUCUUAGGCUAUCAAAUAACAAUCUAAGUGGAAUGAUUGUUCCUAUGAUGUUCAACACGAGCAAGUUGUCAAAUUUGUAUUUGGAUGGUAAUAACUUUGCUGGAGAGAUUCUGGAUAUUGAUGUUUCUGCUACUGAUUUUUCACAUUCAUCACUAGAGGAAAUUGAUCUCAGUAAUAACAGUUUUAAUGGAAAGCUCCCAAGAUGGAUAGGGAAUGUAUCGUAUUUGAAGAGAUUGGCUUUGUCCAACAAUCAUUUUAAAGGUUCUAUUCCAAUGGAUUUGUGCAACUUGUAUAAGCUUGAAUUUUUAGAGCUUUCUCAAAACAAUUUAUCCGGCUCUAUUCCUUCUUGUUUCAAUACACCAUAUUUGAGACAUGUCCACUUGAAGAGAAACAAACUAAGGGGUCUAUUGCCACUUGCUUUUAACAGUUCUUCAUUAGUGACAUUAGAUCUUAGAGGGAAUAAUUUAACCGGUAAUAUUCCAAAAUGGAUUAGCACACUUUCUGCUUUAAGCGUCCUUCUUUUGAAAGAUAAUCAUCUAGACGGUGGAAUUCCAGUUCAAUUAUGCAAGUUGUAUUCAUUGAGCAUCGUAGAUCUUUCUGGAAAUAUGUUUUCUGGUCCUAUACCUUCUUUUUUGGGUAAUUUAACUCUGGCAAUGAACAAGGAAAAGUCUUUUGUAGAUAACUCUUGGUAUAUAGGAUAUACACUGAAGGAUCUAUCUAUUUCAAUUAAUUCACUUGGUUAUCCCAAAAGCUACAUGGUAGAAGAGAUAGAGUUUACAACAAAGAGUAUGUCCUACACAUAUGGUGGUGACAUUCUUGAGUAUAUGUCUGGGAUUGAUUUAUCUUGCAACAAGUUAACUGGGCAAAUCCCACUCGAAUUGGGAAACUUGAGUGAAAUCCAUUCGUUAAACUUAUCACACAAUAACUUGAUCGGAGUCAUACCCUCAUCAUUUUCAAAGCUUAAGCAAAUCGAGAGUUUGGACCUUUCUUAUAACAACUUGACUGGUAGAAUCCCUGUACAGCUGGUUGAGUUGAACUUUCUAGAGGUUUUCAGCGUGGCACACAACAACUUGUCAGGUAAUAUUCCAAAACCAAAAGCUCAGUUUGGGACCUUUGAUGAAAGGAGUUACGAAGGAAACCCUCUUCUCUGUGGAGCUCCAUUGCAAAAUAACUGCUCUAAAACUGAGUCACCAUCAACAGCACCAACUACAGCAGACGAUGAAGGAGAAGGAAUUUCUGUUGUUCUAUACAUAAAUCCAUAUUGGCGACAAGCAUGGUUUUCUUUCAUUGAGAGUUGCAUCACUACCUAUCGCUACUCAAUUCAAAAAAUGAUAAAUAUUUAUGGAAGAGAUAUCAGUGCGGUGAUGUUCUUAGAGACUGCGAGGGGAAUAUUAAAGGGAGCUCUAGUUUUGGAACCAGAUUCAAAAGUAGCAGUGAGUUUGAUAUUUGCGGAAAUUGAUAGGCUACUGGAAAUCAUAGGAGAGGUUAAGUUUGUACACAUUUUUAAAGAAGCCAAUUACUUUGCUGAUUCAUUGGCAAGGAAGGGGGGUGUAAAGACUGUUUCUGAUCAAUAA